This is a messenger RNA of Vicia faba (fava bean), 402 nucleotides long. Lineage: Eukaryota; Viridiplantae; Streptophyta; Magnoliopsida; Fabales; Fabaceae. The record is from the annotation of a GenBank genome assembly.
AUGAAGAAAACCCUUGUUUUCUACAGAGGAAGAGCACCCAAAGGUGAAAAGAGUAACUGGGUUAUGCAUGAAUAUCGUCUUGAAGGCAAAUUUGCUUACCAUUUCCUCUCUAGAAACUCCAAGGAUGAAUGGGCGAUAUCACGUGUGUUUCAAAAGAGCAACUCCAGAAAUGGAAGCACUACCGUGACAGCCACCACCAGUGGUUCAAAAAGACCAAAAUGGUUUCAACACCCUCUCUGCACGAACAACACCACCACCAUUUCCGCCUUCCACCACAAACCGAAACCGCUGCCCUUUGUUCAAUUGCAGCGCCUACAGUCCACCUUCAUCCGCAUCGCCACUACUACCUCGGCUGAUAUUGCAGCUUCUUCCUCCGCUGCUUGCCUCGCGAUUUCCAGUUGA